Molecule: messenger RNA, 4050 nt
Organism: Kalmanozyma brasiliensis GHG001
Lineage: Eukaryota; Fungi; Basidiomycota; Ustilaginomycetes; Ustilaginales
Product: protein of unknown function DUF1708
Exons: 1
Coding region: 1-4050 (1349 amino acids)
Source: RefSeq, a predicted model, not a curated record
AUGCCCGGCCUCUUCUCCAGAAGAUCCAAAGCAAAGGGGCCCACCCAGCUCUUCUCUUCCAAGGAGUAUCUGGGCGCGGUCAGCUCGGCGGACAUUGAUCGACUCGGCCUAUCAUCACCUACACCCAGCACCGCGGAUGCUCACCUGCUGCCUCAGGUGCCGACCAAAGAUGACCUUCCUCGCCCACCAGCCAAAGACUCGGCAUCCAGCUCCGGUCACGAUGGUCCCAGCAGCAGUAGUCACAGCUCCCACUUUCGGCCAUCUCCGCUCCCUCACGGCACUGGAGAGAUGAACGAGUUCGGUCAACUGCGCAGUCCAAACGCGCCGAGGCCUUCGACCUUCUCUGCAUCGUCUCAAGGUACCGAGCGGUCAUACCUGCCGUCGGCAUCGGCUGCGACGUUUUCUGGUGGUCGUCGGCUGGCACCGACGAGCACAUUACGCAGCGUCUCUUCAAAGUCGCAAUUCGCACAGGCUCGACCAUCCACCGCGUCAGCAUAUGACACUUCGCUCACCAACAAUCUCGCGUACAAAGCCACCUACGCUUAUGGGUAUACACCCGAGGGGUGGCAUGUCCACUUGGAAGCGGCGCGUGUGCUAGCUCUUCUCGAGGCUUGCAGCGAACAGAUUCGGAGCCGCGGUCUCGACAAUCCUCUCAUCUUCUCCUCCAUGGCGCUGGAUCUCUCACCCACCAGUGUUGCGUCCAUGAUCAUGCUGUUCGCAGACACGUCGAGCAGACAGCGCGUGCUCCCCUCCGAGUUCCUGGAAGAGAUACGGUAUGCCAAUCCUCAUGACCUCGCAGCCGUCAUCAAGUGGGCCUUUGCACGGAUGGGCCGCGUCCUUGCAGUGCCAGUACCCGUGCAAGGACCAAAGCGAGGCGAGAUGCGCGAAGAGAUGGUCUACGUGCAGCAGCGCGGCUUCCUCGAGCUCGAGAGCUACAACACCUGGCGCGAACAGGAGCGCAGACAUCAAUACCCAGCAGCCGCCUUCACAGAUUUCCUCUCCCCUCUUGCACCAGAGAAUGCGAAGCUGCUUAGCUCGCUGUUCUCGCUUCUCUCGUCGACAGCGAGCUACUCGCUCAAGAACGGCAUGAUGCCCGCCCGACUCGCCAAGCAUUUUGGUCCUCUGAUCUUUGGGCUGCCCGAGGACGAGACUUUCGCUCGUACCUAUGAAGCGUACGUCCGUGCAAGCAAUGCUACCGAGCACCUGCUCUUGUCCUACAUUCGAUUCCAGGCCACGACAGAGACCUUGCCUCCAAGGCUCGCACAGCACAUCAGUGGCUAUCCCGCCAUGCUCGCCACCGAAAUGACGGUUCCAUCCGCUUCCUCCAAGCUGGUCCCUGUGACACAGAUUGAGCGCAAUGUGCGCUUGUACAGCGCCGACCUGGUGCAGUCCGCUUGCGAGAUCGAGAUUGCCAACUCGUGUCCCGAAUGGAAGGAUUGCUGCGAUACCAAUGAGGUUCUUGGCAAAGACCCGCAGCUCUCGGACAAGUUCAGGAAACUCGUCAACCUUCGUGGCGGUGCCAUUCAGGGCCGACGACCAAGCUCAUCAAAGGCGCGCGACGCUUCCAUCGACGAGGACGAUGCUGUGGCCGCACACUCUUCGCUCGUCAGCAAACAGUGGGACGACUUUAUGUUUGGCGGCUUUUCUGCGCCCGACUCUUCCAAGCUCGCUUUUGACUUGAACGAGUCGGUACGACGCAAUCGCACUGCUAAGCGCGAAACGAUGCAGUGGAACGAGUUCUCCAAGGCCGGCUUCCAGAAUGGAGAAAGCGGGACGCUAGCUGAUGUGCUCAGCUUCGACGACGUGCUCAGGCAGGAUGUCCGGAAUUGGCCCUCGGAGCGUGAUCAAUUGAACGCCAAGCUCAGGUCACAGCAGGACAAGCUGCCAGCUUUCAACUACGACAACACCCCUCGACUUGUGGCCAGCCCAACGCUGGCCGGAACGCCGCAGGGCAAGCUGGCUAGCAACCCCAUCAGCCGCAUGGACGAGACCUUUGCCGACGUAUGGGCUGACUACCUGGUGGGGAGCGGCUGGAGCAAUCGCGACGAGCUGACGCAUCGUAAUGCCAACUUUGCGGUGGUGCAGUACAAGUCGCGCCCCAACGCUAGCACCGUAGGCUCUCAAAGUGCAGAGUCGAACCUGGCAGCUCCCACCAGCUUCCAGGUCUCGGCGAGGAAGGACGAGAGCUUGCCCAAGGACGAGCGAGUCGACGCUGCCUGGUUCGUUGUUCAGGAGAUCGUGCCUGCUCAAUACCGUGCAGAUCUCGAGGCAUCUGGUCGGGGUGUGUCGAAGGGUCGAGCCAUGCUUCGCAAACUGACCGUGUUCCGCUCGCGCAAGGACAAGGAGAAAGUCAACGGCAAUGGCAAUGGUCACGCCAACGAGAGAUCGAUGGACUCUGCGGAUGAUGUCUUCAGGCCAGGUCCGGGCGGGUCGACCAAACGUAUCCUGCUUGCCGAUCAGCUUGAACGAGUCGGGUCGAAGAAUGCGUCUCAAGCAACACUGCGGAGCAACAGGACGAGUGUCGACCGGAGUCGACCGAGCAGCGCUCUUGCAGGGGCUAUCAGGACUGAUGCCGAUCAGGGCGAGGCAACACCUGUCCAAGAGCCCGUCUCUAACGCCCACGCUCCCUCUCGCAGCGAAGGUCAACAUACCGGCAGCAAGUUUAUGUCGACGUUGCGAGCCAAGAGCAUUCGUGUGGUCAAGUCGGCUCGCAGUCGCGCAUCCAGCCCUGCGCUCAAGUCUCAGGCGGUGGCCUCCAACGAUUUUGGCGCUCAAUCUUCACCGAGAACAGGCAACCCUUCACCCUUGCAGCCUAAUGACGCCUACGCCGACAACUCCUUCACUAGCGCAGACUAUGAGACGAGGACCAUCGCUAUCGAUGCCUCACCCCCCAUGGGCGGCAACGAUGUGAGCAUCGAUUCGUCUUCCGCAGCACCAAAGCAGAAGCACGGCCAAUCACGAGCGAGGGAGAGCAACGGCCGGACCGAAGCAUGGGUCGACAUCUCGGUCAAGCACAAUGGCAAUCGAGUGGUGGACCGGGACGUUCCUCACACGUCUAUGCGCAAGACCUCGCUCGGAUUGAACACUCGCGCGGACGACACCGCCCAGCUGUCUCUCAUGGACCCCGAGACAGGUGCUAGCACCCCUCGCCUUGGCGACGAUGCGGACGCCUUUGAUGAGGGUCCGCGUUCCUCGACACCUCCACUGCCUGCGAACGGGGUGCUGGUUGGUCUGGGGCUAGACGACUCGCAAGCGGACCGCUCAAGCAUUGCCUCGGACAUCCCGAUGCGCGACGCCUCUCUCCGCGACGCCACACCGCUUCCCGCCCAACCCGACCUGCCGCUCGUCCCUGCACCUGCAAUCGAUCCCGUCGUUGCGGCACGGGCGGCGCUGAAAUCACGUCGCGAAGCCCCGCCCCGCGCACCGGCGCAGAUCGACGCCAAGAAGCUGGUCGAGUCGCUGCGUGCGGGAUUGUCGCCCAUCGAAGCGGUGCGUGCGAGCAAGGAGGGCACUGCACCCACCUCCCCGCCGUUAUCGUCUUUUGGCGAUGUGAGUCUCAAGAGUCCGACCACGUCCGCGCCGGCCCCUGCAGCAGCAUCGGCGGCGGGGAGGAGCAAGACAUAUCGCGAUCCGUUCGCCAAAGACCCGGUUGCGGGGCGUGUUGCUGAUGUAGCGUCCAAGUUCGGCGGUCGGGCUGGUGUGCCAAGCAAGAAGGGGGACGUGGAGAAGCCGCUCCCCGCGUCGCCUGCCGUGGAGAGGGAUCCAGACGAGAUCUACCCAGAGGACGCAGUGUCGAACCACGCCACGCCGGUGCACUCGGUCGACACACCCGCUGCACGCCUCGACCUCGCCGCUGCGGGAGAGAUGGAGACGCUCAGCCCGCAAGCCGGCGUGUACCAGUGGAGGAAGCAUGGGCUGGAAGCGAAAGGCGAGGAGCAAGGCGCAGCCGAGGUGCCUACCAGAUUCGCAGAGCCCUACCAGCCGGGUAUGCCGCUAGACAACGUUCUGGAGGAGAGCGAGAGCGCUGUUAGUGGCAACACCAAUGUCUGA